AUGUUUAGCUCACCUGCAGUUGCAAGAAUCUCGGUCUUACGUCGAACACUGCUACCGUUGAGUCCACAAAGCUCUACUUCUAUAUCAAGAGUCAAAAACUUUGUGAACUUCAGUCAAUUAGCUAGUUUCAAGCCCCCACCUAUCAAGAACGAACCGACCCUUGAAUUCAGCAAAGGAUCACUGGAAUGGGACUAUCUCAAAGAAGGUAUCCUUCAACUUACAGAUAAUGGACCUAUUGAUGUUCCUCUAGUAAUUGGAGGUCAGAAGAUAUAUGACAGAGAAAUUGUUCCUCAGGUUAAUCCAAGUAACAAGAAACAGGUGUUGGCAAACACUCGACAAGCAACGAAAGAUGAUGUGCAAGGUGCAAUCAUAGCUGCCAAGGAUGCUAAGAAUAAGUGGAUGUCCAUGCCUCUGCAUGAAAGAUCUGCAGUCUUCUUGAAAGCCGCCGAUCUAAUAUCGACAAAGUACAGAUAUAAAAUGCUUGCAGCUACUAUGCUGGGGCAGGGAAAAAAUGUAUUUCAAGCUGAGAUUGAUGCGGUGGCAGAAUUAAUUGAUUUCUUCAAAUUCAAUGUAACAUAUGCCUCAGAAUUAUAUUCGCAGCAACCAUUAGAAAGUGCACCAGGUGUUUGGAACAGAGCUGAAUAUAGACCGUUGGAAGGAUUUGUAUAUGCCGUAACGCCAUUCAACUUCACUGCCAUUGCUGCCAAUUUGAUAGGCGCUCCAGCAUUAAUGGGAAAUACUGUGGUGUGGAAGCCUUCCGCCUCAGCUAUUCUUUCCAAUUAUGUACUUCUGGAAGUGCUUGAAGAAGCAGGACUACCCGCGGGGGUAAUAAACUUUGUUCCUGGAGAACCAAAAUUAGUUACGGAUGAAGUUUUGGACGACCCUUGUUUUUCUGCACUACACUUCACCGGGUCGACCAAUGUGUUCAAAUCUCUUUACUCAAAAAUUUCUUUCAAUGUUAAUAAGGAUAUCUAUAGGGAGUUCCCAAGAUUAGUGGGAGAAACUGGGGGAAAAAAUUUCCAUAUCAUUCACCCAAGUGCCAACAUUGAACAUGCAGCUUUAUCAACACUUAGGGGAUCAUUCGAAUAUCAAGGACAGAAAUGCUCUGCCACGUCUCGAGUCUUUAUCCCUGAGAGUAAAUGGGAACAAUUCAAGGCAAUAUUGAGCGACAACAUGAAUCAGAUCCAACAGACUAACAUUUCAUCAUCCAGCGGCUUCCACGGGUUUGUGGGCCCCGUCAUUCACCAGCAGUCUUAUGACAAACUCUCAAAGGUGAUUGAAGACGCCGUAACUGAUCCUGAAUUGGAAAUCGUUUCUGGCGGUAAGCAUAGCGACAGUAUCGGAUUUUUUGUCCAGCCAACACUAUUAAGAACCUCAAAUGCGGAUCAUGAAUACUUAAAAACAGAAUUUUUUGGACCUAUAGUAACAGCUUAUGUUUAUCCUGAAGCUGAAUUCUCAGCUAUUUUGCAUAAGAUUGAUUCUUCGACCAAGUACGGACUGACAGGCUCAAUUUUUGCCCGCGAUCGCAAUGCUAUUGUGGAAGCAGAGGAAACUCUUCGUUAUGCUGCCGGAAACUUUUAUAUUAACGACAAGUCCACUGGUGCAGUUGUUGGUCAGCAAUGGUUCGGUGGUGCUAGAAUGAGUGGUACUAACGACAAGGCUGGCUCAGCCAAUAUCCUUUCUCGUUUUGUCUCCGUUCGUAAUGUCAAGGAGAAUUUCUACGAACUCAAGGACUACAAGUAUCCCUCUAACUUUGAUUAG
This is a messenger RNA of Komagataella phaffii GS115, 1761 nucleotides long. RefSeq lists its product as uncharacterized. Gene Ontology annotation, cellular component: mitochondrial matrix. The record is from RefSeq and is a predicted model, not a curated record. Lineage: Eukaryota; Fungi; Ascomycota; Pichiomycetes; Pichiales; Pichiaceae. Gene Ontology annotation, molecular function: L-glutamate gamma-semialdehyde dehydrogenase (NAD+) activity. The coding region runs from base 1 to 1761 and encodes 586 amino acids. The transcript has a single exon.